AUGAUCAGGAACAAGAAGAAGAAGAAGAGGAACAACAAGAAGAGGAAGAAGAAGAAGAGGAGGAAGGAGGAGGGAAAGAAGAAGAAGGAGGAGAAGAAGGAGGAGGAGAAGGAGGAGGAGGAGAAGAAGAAACAGAAGGAGGAGGAGGAGGAGAAGAAGAGGACGGAGGGGGAGGAGGAGGAGAAGAAUAAGGAGGGGAGGGAGGAGGAGGAGGAGAAGGAGAAGAAGAAGAAGAAUUAUAAAAAAAAAGACGAGCUAAGAUAG
Messenger RNA from Eimeria maxima, 264 nucleotides. RefSeq lists its product as hypothetical. The record is from RefSeq and is a predicted model, not a curated record. NCBI's taxonomy places the organism in Eukaryota, Apicomplexa, Conoidasida, Eucoccidiorida, Eimeriidae. The transcript has a single exon. Bases 1 to 264 code for a protein of 87 amino acids.